GGAGGAGGAGAAAGACACAGACCGAGACGAGACAAGGCACAGCUGGAGAAAGGGCCGUUCAUAAUCCCUUGGAAGUGCAUCAAAUCGAUUUUCACUCCAUAUUGCAGAGGUCGUGGACUUUGAGAAAAUGUUUGAAACCUUGAACAGACGUAUCCAGGAAACUCUAGCGGAGCGAAAGUGCCGCAGGAACAGACUAGUGACCAAAGAUGGUCGCUGCAACAUUGAAUAUGGAAACAUCAAGAACAUCAGACACUUUGGCUUCAUGGCUGACUUCUGGAUCACCUUUGUGGAAAUCCGGUGGCGUUUUGUUCUCCUCUUCUUCAUUGCCUCUUUUACCCUCAGCUGGUUCAUCUUUGGCCUGCUGUGGUACUGGAUUGCCCGCAACAAUGGAGACCUGACAUGGCAAAACCCUCCAAAGGACCACAUUCCAUGUGUUGACAAUGUUUUAGGUCUCUGCACAGCGUUCCUCUAUUCCCUAGAAACCCAGACAACUAUCGGGUAUGGUGGACGCGCACUCACCCCUCUCUGUCCCGGUGCUGUGGCAAUUCUCAUCAUCCAGUCUCUCGUGGGAGCCAUUAUCAACUGCUUUAUGUGUGGAAUCAUCCUCUCCAAAAUCUCUUCGCCUAAAAAGAGAGCAAAGACCAUCACCUUCAGUGACAUGGCUGUAAUCGGCCCAAGAAAGGGUGCUCUCUGCCUCUCAAUCAGAGUGGCCAACCUGCGCAAGACCCUGAUGAUAGGAAGCCAGAUCUACGGCAAGCUGCUGAGAACGACAUACACACCAGAAGGGGAGACGAUCAUCAUGGACCAGGUGGACAUCAGCUUCACAGUGGAUGCUGGGAAGGAUAACCUCUUCUUCAUAUGCCCCCUCACGCUCUACCACAUCAUUGACAAGAGCAGCCCUUUCUUCGACAUGGCGGUGGACACACUCCACCUAAAAGACUUCGAGCUGGUCGUCUUCUUAGACGGCACAGCUGAGUCCACCAGCUCCUCCUGCCAAGUGCGGACCUCCUUUAUUCCUCCGGAGAUCAUGUGGGGCUACAACUUCUUGCCCAUCAUUUCCAGAAGUAAGGAGGGAAAGUACAGAGUCGAUUUCUCCAACUUCUGUAAAGUGGAGCCCAUAGCAACUGCCCACUGUGCCUAUUGUUUCCACAAUAUUAGGGGUCAUCACCACCACUCCAGAGACGGAUUUGACAACCUGGGCUUUGAGGCGAUUAAUAUCGAUGACCCCCCGAAUGUCACGAAGUUGUAAAUUGGUAGAGACAAUGACUAUUGAAAAUCUCAAGAGAAAGACUUAAAUACUCAACAAACAGGUGCUACGGGCAGGCAGGGCAACCUAAUGGCAGACAGUGCAUUGUGUAUCAUUUAAAUGUGAGAUAAGGAAUCUGUCAGAACAGGUAUUGUUGGGAAUUUGUUUGUAAAACUACGCCAGCCACUGUCUGCCUGACCCAAACCCUGUUUUCUAAAGGGAAACCAAGUCAUGCAAGAUGGUGAAGCUACAGUUCAAGAACAAAGAGCGAACAGUUUUUUCCAAGUAAACAUGUGCUCUUUGACCUUGUACAUCUGGUUUACCAAGUAUCUAGAGGCAGAAUAAAAUAAGAAAAUGUUUAAUCCUGGAUAUACAUCUAGUACUUGAAAGCCCAGUGUUGAGGGUCGUACUUAUAAGACAACGAUGAUGUAGUUCAAUAGUUCAUGUAAAUGUGGGCUGUCAUGCACAAAGAGACACUCGCACUUGAACCAUCAGAGAUUGCUUUAACUAUUCAGACACAAAGGGGCUGACAAGGGGUGUGUGAUGUAGUUGUACUUUUUUUUUAAGUAAAGACACUGGGAAAGAACAGAGCUCUUAGGAAAUGUGUAGAGACAUGGCUGCAAGCAGCACUGACUGUACUUUAAGAAUCAAUUUAGUCUUUUUUGUAUUUUAUACAAGGUCAAAAUAUAUGGAGCCUCACAACUUGUGGCCUUGAUCUGUUGAUUCAAUACCUGAUCCUACCGUAAAAACACAAUUUAUCAUUAUUUUUGCAGUGACAAAAUGUUACUUGGGAUUGUAAUGGCAAAAAGCUGCAUGCCAUGUAGAAAAAAAACACCUAUGAAAUGAUUGCAGUUUCCUUACUUCCUCUUUUCCAAUUUAGUUUAUCUUCAUGAGCAUAUGUUAGAUAGUGUGGAGAACAUAUAUAUAUUUAUUUAUAUAUAAAACAAAUGUAAAUUGAGAUGAAACGCCCUUCAUUGUUAGUAUUAAAUGUAUAUUUGUUGGAAUACAUGUAUGCUCUUGUUUCUUAAUGC
Messenger RNA from Platichthys flesus (European flounder), 2277 nucleotides. It is a transcript of the gene kcnj1a.1, whose product is annotated as potassium inwardly rectifying channel subfamily J member 1a, tandem duplicate 1. The coding region runs from base 128 to 1249 and encodes 373 amino acids. NCBI's taxonomy places the organism in Eukaryota, Metazoa, Chordata, Actinopteri, Pleuronectiformes, Pleuronectidae. The transcript has 2 exons. Gene Ontology annotation, molecular function: ATP-activated inward rectifier potassium channel activity. The record is from RefSeq and is a predicted model, not a curated record. Gene Ontology annotation, cellular component: plasma membrane. Gene Ontology annotation, biological process: regulation of monoatomic ion transmembrane transport; potassium ion import across plasma membrane.